Messenger RNA from Populus trichocarpa (black cottonwood), 2494 nucleotides. RefSeq names its product protein NTM1-like 9. The coding region runs from base 232 to 2325 and encodes 697 amino acids. NCBI's taxonomy places the organism in Eukaryota, Viridiplantae, Streptophyta, Magnoliopsida, Malpighiales, Salicaceae. The transcript is spliced from 8 exons. Gene Ontology annotation, biological process: regulation of DNA-templated transcription. The record is from RefSeq and is a predicted model, not a curated record. Gene Ontology annotation, molecular function: DNA binding.
UUGGCUUUGUUGUCUUGUCCUGAUGCCAGUUUGCGAGCAGUAAAACUGAGGAGGUUAAAUAACGAGAAGAAGAGAAGAAGAAGCACACGUGUUAUAGGCUGAUCAUAUCAGCUGAUCACAGAAACGGAAGAGCAAGCAAAGAUAGAGAGAGAGAUUGAGAGAUUUUGUAGUACCAAACUUGAUAGGAUCUCUUUGUUGGGUUUUGGUCAGAACAAGGAACAAGAAGACAACAUGGUGGCUAUGGUGCCUGUGGACUCGCUACCUUUAGGGUUUAGAUUCAGGCCAACUGAUGAAGAAUUGAUAAGCCACUACUUGAGACUUAAAAUCAACGGUCGUGAUUCUGAAGUUGAAGUCAUCCCUGAAAUUGAUAUUUGUAAAUGGGAGCCUUGGGAUUUGCCUGGGCUAUCUGUGAUAAAGACUGAUGAUCCAGAGUGGUUCUUCUUCUGCCCACGAGAUAGGAAGUAUCCUAACGGUCAUCGUUCGAAUAGAGCAACGGAAGCUGGUUAUUGGAAGGCUACAGGGAAGGAUCGAACAAUAAAGUCUCGAAAAUCAGCUGGUAAUACUACCUUGAUUGGUAUGAAGAAAACACUGGUUUUCUACCGUGGUCGUGCUCCAAAUGGAAAGCGUACAAACUGGGUCAUGCAUGAGUAUCGUCCCACUGAAAAGGAUCUUGAUGGUACCGGCCCUGGCCAGGGUGCAUUCGUCCUUUUCCGCUUGUUCAGGAAGCCAGAAGAGAGGCCCAGCAUUGUAAAGUAUGAUGAAAUAGAACAGACUGCAUACUCUACUACAGCUGCCAAGUCCUCUCCUGAUGAUGCAUCAUCCGAUCUUGUUCAAGAAACAGCUACAUCUGAAAUGAGUUCAGGAAAGCAACCUGAAGAUAUAAAGAUGUGGUCAACUGAGUCUGACAACAUGACUUCUAAUGCUGUGGUGCCUAUUGAUAGCUGCAGUAAUAGUCGUGCAACUUCAGAUGUUGAAGAUCAAGUGCCAGAAGCAACAGCUGUGGAGGCAUAUCUACCACUGGAUGAAAAUUCACCCUUACAUGAGCCCAUGUCUGGUGAACCUGAUUGUAAAGUUUUCUCCCCAAUGCGAUCACAGAUUCCAGUGGACCUCGGAUACUACAUGGAUUCACCUUAUGCCAGUGACUUUGGCAACAAUCAAAAUGGAUUUUCCUUUCUGGAUGGCACCAGUGAACAGGAUGUAUCCCUCACUGAAUUGUUAGAUGAUUACUUAAACAACCAUGAUGACUAUUCUGGUGAAGAAACAAGCAGUCAGAACACCUUGGGUGUUGGAAGUGAGACUCAGUUGUUUGGCCAGGUACCACCAGGAAACUUUCAUGUUAAGGACCAUGGUAUAUACAAUGGGAUGGCUCAAGAACUGCAUGCUUCACACAUGGGAGCCCCGGUGUGGCCUGGUGAUCAAUUUGAUAGCUAUGAGCUAUUACAAUUGCAAACUGCACUUGGUACUUGCCAAGCACCCACAUCCUUUUCUGAUGGAGAAAUUGGAAGGGGAAAUAUUGGACAUUUUGGAAAUAACUUUGUUGGACAAGAUGCUCCACCUGCCAAUUCUGCAAUCUCAUCCUUUGAUGUAUAUAAUAGUAUGGAAGAACCAACCAGCCAAAUGACCUCUGUAGACUAUGGCAGUGGUGUUAGUGGAUCUGGAAUCAAGAUUAGGACCCGCCAGCCUCAAGUCCGGCGACAUUCAGACAACUUGGUUGCCCAGGGCAGUGCCCCAAGAAGAAUCCGUUUGCUGGUAGAACGUUCAGUUGAAUCAGUUGGAAAUUUCAAGGUUAAUGAUGCAACCCACGUUGAUGAUGAAGAUGAGGUGCAAUCAGCUGUAACCGAGGCCACUGGAGAUGCUGAAAAACAGGCCUCUACAGUCGAUGAAGAUGAAGAUGAGGUGCAAUCAGCUGUAACCGAGGCCACUGGGGAUGCUGAAAAACAGGCCUCUACAGAUGAUGAAGAUGAAGAUGAGGUGCAAUCAGCUGUAACCGAGGCCACUGGAGAUGCUGAAAAACAGGCCUCUGCAGUUGAUGAUCUGCAGAAUGAAAGCCCACUUGCAAUUUCCAAGACCAACAAGGAAAUUGCUGAAGAGUCUUCUUCAAAUCUGAGGUUACGAGUGAAAAGGGAAGCUGACUCCGGGAGCGGUCAGAUAGCAUCGCCAGCUUUUCCAGCUGCACCUCCUGCACAUCAUGGACACAAAUCAUUAUCAAUUUAUGUCAGCAUUUUCCUCCUCCUGAUCUUGUUCAUAGCUUUUGCUGGGAUGUGGAGAUCCCUCGAGUCUGUGAAGUUGCUCUGGUUACAGGAUGGUGCAAGUGAUAAUUUGUAGUGCAUGUUUUCUUUCAACGAGGAGCAGCAUAGUUUUGUAGAUGGCAUUUAAACACUUAAAAGGCAUAUAUAACGGAGGUCACUGCUUGCUACUAGUGUGUGUAUACUAUGACCUCUUGUUCAUGUAAACUUGGAUUAGUUUUUCUGUACAAUAAAUAACUCUGAUAGUA